UUUCUGUUUUUGUCUUUUAAAACGCGGGUGGAGUCCAUAUAAACAAACAGUAGAAAGAAAGAAAAUAACUAUAAACUGUUUUUGCUCUGCCUUGUAUCUUACUUUUAAUUAGCAGAGUAAUUUCUCUGAUUCCAGAAUGGAUUUAUUCAGAAAAGUAAUAACAGAAGGUGGAAAUCCUAAAGAUUUUGCUCUUCAAACUGUUCAACUUGCCAUCAACCCUCAGAGGCAAACAAAACUAAUCCAGGAGGAGAACCAGUUGUUGGAGAAUAUUUUAAGAACACUUCUCCAAGAGCUAGUGUCAGCUGCAGCUCAAUCGGGAGAAAAUACUAUGUGGUAUGGUAAGUCGAUUGAUGAUAGUGAAAGCACACAGGGGCAAAUACCUCGUCUUCUUGAUAUCGUGCUAUAUCUCUGUGAAAAUGAACACAUUGAAGGCGGCAUGAUAUUCCAACUUUUGGAAGAUUUAACAGAGAUGUCCACUAUGAGAAACUGUGAAGAUGUCUUUGGUUAUAUAGAAAGUAAGCAAGACAUUUUGGGAAAGCCAGAAUUGUUUACAAGGGGAAAACUUGUGAUGUUAAGAACUUGUAAUCAACUUCUUCGUCGUCUGUCUAAGGCAAAUGACGUGGUGUUUUGUGGACGUAUUAUAAUGUUUCUUGCUCAUUUUUUCCCUUUGUCUGAGCGAUCUGCUGUCAAUAUUAAAGGAGUCUUCAAUGUUUCAAAUGAGACAAAAUAUGAGAAGCAAGCACCAGAAGGAAUUUCUAUCGACUUCAACUUUUACAAAACCUUUUGGAGUUUGCAGGAGUACUUUAGCAAUCCUGCUUCCAUAAGUCUUGCUACCACCAAGUGGCACAAGUUCUCUUCCUGUUUGACGGUUGUCCUGAAUACAUUUGAGGCUCAGCCUUUAAGUGAUGAAGAUAGUAGUGCUAACAAUCUUGAAGAUGAAGCAGCAACCUUCAGUAUAAAAUAUCUUACAAGCAGUAAUUUAAUGGGUCUAGAGUUAAAGGAUCCAAGUUUUCGACGCCAUAUUCUUGUUCAGUGCCUAAUCUUGUUUGAUUAUCUUAAGGCCCCUGGGAAAAAUGACAAAGAUUUACCGUCUGAUGCUAUGAAGGAAGAGAUCAAAUCAUGUGAAGAACGAGUAAAAAAACUUUUGAUCAUGACACCACCCAAAGGAGAAAAAUUUCUUCAUAGCAUUGAGCAUAUAUUAGAAAGAGAAAGAAAUUGGGUCUGGUGGAAACGUGAUGGUUGUGCUCCAUUUGAAAAACAACCCGAUGAAAAGAAAACUGUUCGAGAUGGAGGGAAAAAACGCCGUCCAAGGUACAGACUGGGAAAUAAAGAACUUUCCCAAUUAUGGAAAUGGUCAGAACAAAAUCCGAACGCUCUAACCGACUCUCAACGUGUACGCACACCUGCUGUCACAGAAUACUGGAAACCUUUAGCCGAUGAUAUGGAUCCAUCUGCCGGAAUUGAAGCAGAAUACCAUCACCAAAACAAUCGGGUUUACUGCUGGAAAGGCCUUCGAUUUUCAGCAAGGCAGGAUUUGGAGGGAUUUUCUCGAUUCACUGAUCAUGGUGUGGAAGGAGUUGUUCCCUUGGAACUUAUGCCACCUGAUUUCCGAUCAAAAGUUCUAGCUAAACCAAGUGACAAGUCAAAACGUGCUAAAAAGGAAGAAACCAAAACUGCUGCAAAUCAAUCAGAAGAGAAUCUGAUUGCAACACCUGCAAGUGAGGUUGAUGGUGAUGGCAACAGGCCAGAUCUUGAAGGGUCAGCAGCACCAAUGGACACUGAUUCUGUAAACGUUUCACCCGACCAAAAACAAACCCCUGACACUGAUGGCGGUCAAGAGCCUGGCCAAAUUGAUGAACCAGAUGCAGAAGCAGAACCUGACCAAGAACCAGAAUCGGGAAUGAUCGAUGGUGAAACUGAUGCAGAAGUUGAGUUAGUUGCAGCAGGCUAACUGGCCAAGGAAAAAAGAGAGUAAAAGAAAAGAAAUGGAGAAACUUCAAUUUUGUAGCAAGUAAUUGUAUGAAUCACAUUCUCCCAUUGAAGCUUUAUAUGAUGUAUCUAUCAAAUGUAAUUGUAUCGAUUUUAUUUACCUACUAAAUUCUAUAUAAAAGCAGCAUAUUUUCAUUUUUGUUUUAA
Messenger RNA from Erigeron canadensis, 2136 nucleotides. Its product is annotated as THO complex subunit 1. Gene Ontology annotation, cellular component: THO complex part of transcription export complex. The coding region runs from base 137 to 1951 and encodes 604 amino acids. Gene Ontology annotation, biological process: regulation of DNA-templated transcription elongation; mRNA export from nucleus. NCBI's taxonomy places the organism in Eukaryota, Viridiplantae, Streptophyta, Magnoliopsida, Asterales, Asteraceae. The record is from RefSeq and is a predicted model, not a curated record. The transcript has 21 exons.